ACGAUGAAAUGCUCAUGUGCUUUUCUUGGAAAAAAUCAUACGUGAAACGCGUGAAUGGUUAUACCCUUGAUCCCCCUUUCUUGGAAACUCCCCGGUUUCUCUUCACAGAAAUGAUGAAUACCAUACAGAAAACCUUCUGCAACCUAACAAUGGAUCUUUGAUGGAGGACAGGAAAGCAAAUAUAAUUGCUGUUACAACAGUGAUUGCCCUCAUCAUUCUUAUCGUUGUUGCUCGUGUCUGUCUCAAGCUUUCUAAAGCUUUUUUCCUCAUUUGUGGGGCAGGUAUUGCAGUGAUCCUUGCUGUCCUUGCAUACCUAAUAAUUAGACGCCAAUAUAAUCGCAGUAGAAAGUUUUUGGAGUCUAAGUUGGUGUCAGAAGGCCGAGAGCUUCGUAUAGAGUAUAGUUUUCUUAGGAAAGUUGCUGGGGUUCCGACAAAGUUUCGAUACAAGGAGCUCGAGGAAGCAACAGAUAAUUUCCAGUCAUUUCUCGGCCAAGGAGCUUCUGCCACCGUUUUCAAAGGGAUCCUAAAUGAUGGCACUGCUGUUGCGGUGAAACGGAUUAAUGGAGAGGAGCGAGGGGAGAAGGAGUUCAGAUCGGAAGUUGCAGCCAUUGCAAAUGUGCAACAUGUAAAUCUCUUGCAUCUUCUUGGCUACUGUUGUAAUCCUGGGGAGCCUCGCUUCCUUGUCUAUGAGUUCAUCCCAAAUGGUUCUUUGGAUUGUUGGAUCUUUACUCGAAAGGAAAGCUUGAACCGGCGUGGGGGGUGCUUGCCGUGGAAUUUACGGUAUAGAGUCGCCAUUGAUAUUGCCAAGGCACUAUCUUACCUCCAUCACGAUUGCCGGUCAAGGAUCUUACACCUUGAUGUAAAGCCAGAAAAUAUACUUCUUGAUGAGAAUUAUAGAGGAAUUGUUGCAGAUUUUGGUCUCUCAAAGCUUAUGGGAAAAGAUCAGAGUAGAGUUGUGACAACACUCCGGGGGACGAAAGGUUACUUGGCCCCAGAAUGGCUAUUGGAGCAAGGAGUUUCAGAAAAAUCUGACAUCUACAGUUAUGGGAUGGUUCUUCUAGAGAUGAUUGGAGGCUGCAGAAAUGUUUCCUUGAUAGAAGAUGGCAAGGACAGAUCUGAAAGGAAAUGGAAAUAUUUCCCAAAAAUGGUGAAUGAGAAAAUGAGAGAAGGGAAGCUUAUGGAAGUCGUUGACCGGAGGCUAGUAGAAGGUGGAGGCAUUGAUGAGAAAGAGGUAAGAAGAAUGGUUUAUGUAGCUUUGUGGUGCAUACAAGAGAGGGCAAGGCUGAGGCCUAGCAUGGCUCGUGUGGUUGAGAUGCUCGAGGGUCGGGUGGCCGUGGAGGAGCCACCGGAAACCCGAAUGAUCAUUGUUGAUUUACUGUCAAUAGAUGAUCAAAAUCAGCGGCCAAAUCAUCAUGGACAUAACAGGCGACAUGUUCCUGCAAUGGCAGCACACCUUGUUGACAGUGAUCUUCCAACCACAUCUACACACUCGUUUGCAAUGUCAGUUCUGUCUCCUCGGUAGCUCCAAGAAUGUGGGGGAAAUUAAGCUACCUUCCUCUCCCUUAUCAGGAUUCUUAACUUCAUUGAUUUGGUUGAUCAAAGGUAUAUAUAAUCUUUAUCAUGUGUCUUGUUCUUGGCAAAUAUUUUGCACAGUGUAUGAUAAUUUGUUGCAUAUUUCUUUUUGUUUCC
Messenger RNA from Juglans regia (Persian walnut), 1689 nucleotides. RefSeq names its product probable receptor-like protein kinase At5g20050. NCBI's taxonomy places the organism in Eukaryota, Viridiplantae, Streptophyta, Magnoliopsida, Fagales, Juglandaceae. Bases 161 to 1522 code for a protein of 453 amino acids. Gene Ontology annotation, molecular function: ATP binding; protein kinase activity. The record is from RefSeq and is a predicted model, not a curated record. The transcript has a single exon. Gene Ontology annotation, biological process: protein phosphorylation.